Molecule: messenger RNA, 10000 nt
Organism: Caenorhabditis auriculariae
Lineage: Eukaryota; Metazoa; Nematoda; Chromadorea; Rhabditida; Rhabditidae
Source: the annotation of a GenBank genome assembly
AUGGAGUCGAACGCGCUCGCGUCUAGAAGGAAACAGUCGAAGCCGCAACGAGUUCACGACGAAAUGGGUACGUUUCUUUCUUAUUAUAAGUACACCUGAAGUUUCUGUUUUUACUCCUGCUCAAGAUGCUUCUGAUAAUUAAAUUUCAAUGUCAGAAUUGAUUCCUCGUUUUUUUCAAUAGACUAUGGACCAUAGUUUCCCAGUAAAAAGCGUCAAAAUUCGAAUAUUAGGCGCAAAGCAGCCUUAGGCUCUCAGAAAUCGCUCUCUUUCAAUACUCAUUUUUGGUGAACUACAAACUUCAACUUAGCUCCUCAUUUAGCGACAUUUUCGACGAAACGUUGAAGUUCCCCCACUAACUCGUGUCUCUUCACCAUUUUCCCUUUGAAUUCAUAAUCCGCCAGCCCACCCAACACUCAUUACUCCUUUGGCGCGAAACAUGAAGACAAAGGACCGACCUUGAAAUAUUUUGUGCCGCCAAAAGAAAUGCCAAAAGACGACCUCAUCAUAUUCGACUUUUUGAUAAGAAGGCCUGUUGCGAUUUCUUUUGCGAACAAUUUUCAUUUUUUGCUCCUUGGAAUGAAAAGAAACUCGAUUUUGAGGUUCAUUGAAGCUCUUUAGAAAUUUCUUUCAACUCGAAAGGUAGAGCGGAUAAACGGCCGAGAGUUCACACGCUACCGUAGCGCUUGAAGCCAUAUAAGGUCCUUCGUUCGUCAUAGCCGAGAGGAGAGCGAGAGAGAGAGAAGGAAACGAGGAAAGAUGCAGAGGACGGCUGUCGGUUAUUAUUCCGAGGGUCCGCCCCGUCGGCCUAUCCAAUCAUAAGCGUCCAGAAUCGCCCUAGGCGUCUGCAUAUCUCUGCGAGCAGCUUCGUUUUGCGCUCUGGCAAACGAUUAAAAGUCUUUUUUUGGGAGCAUAAUCUGAUAAACGUUACUGAAUUUAUACCAAGCUGUGAUUUGAGAAUAGAUUUUGAAUCUUUGAGCUUUUUUGUUCCCAGAAAAUUUUAUUUUUAGAGAAAAAAACGUUAUUUUUUUCCUUUUUUUACAAUGCAAAAUGUUUUUUUCGAAAAAAAGUUUACUAGGGAAUUUUUUUUUGUAAACAAAAAUUUGGCAUCCCAGAGUGGUCCCUAUAGGAGUUCGAAGGGAAAACAGCCCCUACAGGUGCUGAAAAAGUGGUCCCUCUAGGGGUUAGCCCCUGAAGCUCAAGUGGACCUUCUAGGGGUCUUUCAAUUUCAUUCAAAAAACGCUUUUUUAUUCAGUUUCUCCCAUGUAAAUUCUUCUUCGCUUAGAGUUCAUAACAAUUAUCGAAUAGCAUGUGCACUUUAGGGGUCACUAACUAAAACUCCUAUAGGGUCGACUUUUGAAAGCUUUAGUGGCCCCUAAAGGGAUUAUUAACGUGGUCCUAACAGCUGAUUGAUUCCGCUUUUCUUUUCUCAUUCCUCUCGUAUUUUGCAAUGUAGCCAAAGUGUUCUGAGAAGGACACCUUUGAGGAAUGUCAACAGUUUUCGAAGGAGCAACUCUGCGCCGACUUCGAAAUUUCCAACGCUAGUUUCAUUUUUUGUUACAACGGCCGUCGAUAUGAAGAGAUGGGUAUCUGCCUCGUCCUCUUUCCUCCGGCGACGAGAGGUCGCGAAACAACACCCAGUGCACCAGUCAUAAAUUCAUUUUGAUCGCUAUCGCCCUUAAAAACGUACGAAAUGCCGAUUGUUUGGCCUCGAAAAAAACAGCGACCGUUGGGUCGUUGGCAAAUGUAGCAUUUUUUUGAAGCUUCAAAAUAAGUUAGAGUUUUUUUUUCGCAUUUGAUCCUGAAAACGCUGUACCACGUGUAGUUAGAUGCGCGCAGCUGGAAAUGAUCUUCACAGAGAAAAAUUCUAUUUUCCAACUAAUUUAAUGAAUUCAUUCAAUUUUUCCAUUAAACCAUGAAAGAAAAGUGGCAAAAUGAGGAUUUUUCGCCUUUUUCACACAUUAAUUUUGGAGUUUAUUGCAAAUCGCUGAACAUUUCUUGAUGUACCAGAGGAAUAAUCUUAAUUUCUUCUUUUGAGCAAUUUUCUAGUUUCUAAAAAAGACAUAACGAAGGCGAAGAAAGCUAGGAAAAUCGGUUGGAACAAGCAAUUUUGAGAUCUCAUUUCUUCAAAGUUGAGAUUUUUAGAAAACUCGAAAUAGCCGUCAGAGAGGGAAAAAGAUAACUAGGUUUUCAAGAGAGAGAUGAUUUUGAACGGAAAGAAAGAUUCGAAACAGUUUUGUUUUUCAGCUGCGCUCUCUUGUUUACACGUGUUGGCCAUCUUUUACCACUUUUUUAAUGGUAAUUAUCGCUUUUCAAAUGAUGUAAAGAAGUUCAAAAUUUUUUCUCUAGCCUCCAGUUUGAACCAGAAAAUCACUUGACCUUAAAGACCUUAGCGUAGAGCAUAGGUAUCCCCGUAAAAUGCGAAAAAUCAACGCGGGACAUUCGAAAAAUGAAACAUGAGAUUGUUCGAUUAGCAAGGCCGCCAUCACAGAUUUUUGCGGAAGAUUCGGCCUUCCCAGAAGUUUAUUUUCGCCACCCCCGACGACGCAUUUUGAUUCGUGUUAGUCGUUGUUUGAAUCAUAAUCGAUAAGAAGAGAGCGUUUCAGCCCUGUAAAUCGACGUCCGGGCCGUUUACUCCAAACGCCACUCAUGAAUUAUUGUGUGUAUGAACGGGGCGCUUCUUUUUUUUUCUUUUUCUUUGGACGAACCUUCUCUUUGCCGCCUCUAAUUUGUGCUAAUUUCCAGCCAAGAGUCGCAACUUGGCGCCUGCGGGUUCCAUCAUAAAACUGCGGCCCUCAUUUUUCACGACGUCAAGAAAAAAAGGAGAAGAGAAGAGCGAAAGCCGAUCACAAAAGUAGUGCAUUUUAAGGCGCAAUUAAAUCGAAUCGCGACAAUUUUGGGUUUAUUUUAUGAUUGCGUGACAUUCGGCGCCGCAAAAAGUUUCCAAAAGGGAACCGUUGACCGGUGAAUAAUGGACCAACUCAAAGGCCUCUUUUUGUCUGAUUCAUCACAAGGUGACUUGGAAUUUAAUGACUUAUUCAAAUCGUCUGUAUCUCAGAUUUCUUGGCGGACGUUGCGGAAGAUGCGUUUUGAAAACCUGUUUUAAUAAUAGUUUUAUGAUUUAAAAAAAUUUAUGGCGUGUUCACCGGGAAAAAAAAAACGAAAAUUGGUUCGAAAUGCAAAAAAAUUGCUCCAAAAUAAAAAUUAGUACUGUUAACAGUGGAGCAACUUUGGCGCGCCGUUGAACACGAUUUUUCGUUUUGAAGCAUUUUCCAUUUCUCCGAUGAACACGCCAUUAAUUUUCGCGAAUUCGCUGUUUAUUAUUCUCAUGAAGUAUAAAAGAUAAUCUAAAGAACUUUUAAAACUAAAAAAAUGAUGUUUUCCUUGUUCGAUGAAGCAUUCUGGAACAUUCCUCUGCGAGAAUCCGCGAAACAAUUUGCUCCAAAACGCAAUUCCCCUCCGCGACCCAUGUAUAUGCCAACAAAUCAAGUCAACUUUGUCGAGUUAUCGCGCCACAACCCAAAUUGCUGAUUCGGACGACGUAUUGUGUGUUAAAAUGAUAAAAAUUGACGAGUAUGGGAAGCGACGUCGCGAAAUAGAUUCGCUCCAAAAAAGGUCUUUCGGCGAUUAUGAUCUCAGCGAUUGGACUGAAUUCGAAACUUUUUAAACGUAGUCUCAUUGAAGGAAAAUGAACAGAGUGAAAUUCCGGUCUGUUUAAGAGUUAUUAUCUUUGAUCCAAAAAUAGUUGAAAAAUAAGGCACGCCCCACCCAAUAACUCCGCCCAUAGGUUCGGAACGCAUUUUCAAAUUAUUUUAAAGUUAAACGUUUAAAUUUUACGAAUUUAUUCUACAAGUCUCAAUGAUUAUUUUUUUGUAUGGAGGAAUGUUCCAGCUUCAUCGAAAAUUUUUUUAUUAAAAAAAUUUUUUUAUUAUUUGAACCUCUUUUUUUCUUCUUCUUUUUGAAGGCAAAGUUUUCCUAAUGAAAAAAAUCGAAAAAUUUUUUUGCCCUUCAAAAAUAAAAAAAAUUGGCUCAUACGGUUCCAUUAUAUCUUUGAAGGCGAACAAUUUCGAAAAAAAAAACAUUUUCUCUUCUUGCUCAACUCUCGCUCAAAGCGGUGCAUUUUGAAAAGACAGUUUAACUUUUUUUUUAAAAACUUAAAGUUCAAGAUAAAAUAUUGAAGAGCACAAGGAUUAAAGAUAACUUUUCAUAAUCUUAAUCACGGUGUUUUUUUCAGGCGAAGUCCCGCCCAUUUUAUUCCGUAAAGUGUAGUGUGUCGUAUGCAUGCACCGCGGCGCUCUCGCACAUGCUACGUUCAAAAUAAUUUUCGGGAUAAUGUCAGGCUACGCUUCAAUCGAAAACUGAUCUUCUGAAAUCAAUUUCGGGCUUUCCCUUCCAUAUAGCCUUAAAUUGAGCAUAAGCAAGUGUUUUUUGGAACCCUGAGAAAUCAUUUGAAUGCAUUUUUGGUUGGUCUUCAGAAUCGGAUUACGGUAAUAUGCACUUUGGAGGCGGUCUGCGACGGAUGGCGUUUCCAUGAGCGUGAGCGUUUCUUCCUCGCAAAAAAAAGUUCGCAUAACGUUGUCUUUUUCUCUACGCUCUCCGUCGCGGUGCCUUCGCAUUAUAUUUUGUUGCGAUGCAAAGGACGCAAAAACGACGCAAAACGAGCGGAGAAAGGCAAAUUAUUAGUUGCGUUAAGACAGGUUUCCAAACCCAUAAAGCCGUGCAAAAUGCGAAUGGCGAGGCCACGGACACGCCGAAUGGGGCAUGUUCGAAAGGCGGCGUGUGAGGGACGGUGAACCAAAAAAAAUGUUAACGAGCCCAUGUCGAUUGUUGCGAUUUAAUGGUCAGAGGCUGGCCGUAGCGAGGGAAAAAAAAGACGUGGAGGAAAAUAAGUUUUCCUUUUUUCAGAUGGUAGCGAGGACGACACGAUGAGCCUGGUUAUGCCGAUGGAUCUGUCGACGACGUCGCGCAAGGAGAAGACGAUCCUCGAAGACAAGUCCAACCUUCUGCAGACGUUCGCCUCCUUCGCCACCCCUCAGCAGGUAUCUCCAACUGAUUCUUCUGAGCUCGAAACACCGAGCAAAUUCCCGAAAUUGUGCUCUUAGUGGAGCCUUUUCCAUCAAGUUCAGUCCCUCAUUUUCAGUUUCUUUUCGAAUUGAGGAAAUGAUUUAAAUCGACCUUUUUUGAAUAUAAUAUUUUAAAACCGGUUUUCAUGUUAUUCGGCUGUUUGCUGUAGCGUUGUGGAGUUUGUUUUAGAAAAUUAGAUUUUUUUUUCAAGUUUGGAUUUUAGGAAAGGCUUUGAGGAGGUUUUAGCAAAUUUGCAGUGAAUUGCGAGUCACAUCGGAAGUAGAGUGGUCUUUAUAGAGGCAAUCAUACCUCUCUAGGGACAACUUUACGAACCAGGGUGCCACUAAAGCUUGCAAAGUGCUUCCUAAAGGGCUUCAGUUAGUGGCCCCUAAAGGGGACAUGCUAAUAGAUAAUUUUUAUGCACAUUAUGCGAAGAAGAAUUUCCAUGCGAAAAAAAUAAACAAAUAAGCGUUUUCGGACAAAAUUGAAAGAGCCCUAAAGGGAUCACAUGAGCUAUGUGUAGCUGAGGGGUCAGACCCUAAACCCCUAUAGGGACCACUUUUCAGCACCUAUAGGGGCUGUUUUUCCCCCCUAAGCCCUAUAGGGAUCCUUCUGAAAUUUCUCAGAAAAUUAACUUCCUUGACAGAAUAGAAUACAUUUUUGAAGUUUUCUUCAGCAAGGUACUGUCAGAAUUUGAAAACUAAGUAAGGGAGAUAUACUCGCAAAAGCGAUCUUCAAGUUUUAAAGAAAUCUGAGGUUCAUUCUUGUAGCUUCUGAAUCUGUGUGCUCAACUAGCGGCUGGACGAGAAGAGAAGCUCGAAGGCGUGACUCCCCGUCGAGAUCCUCCCAGCGACUUCGUCUGUCCGGGAAACCGCUGCUCCCAGGUUCGUGUUUUUCUCAGCGCGGAUACGGUAGCCAGAGUUAUAAUUUUCGACUCAAUACAUGUAUUCUGGCGCUCUCUCUCCCUCUCAAAAGCAGAUUUUGUGGAGCGAGCGCUGCCAAAUAUUUUCAAAAUGGACCGACGUCAAUCGAAGAGGGCGGCUGAGACCCUCAAUUACCUUCGAUCAUAUAAUUAAAUGAUCAAUCCAAAGAGAUUCUAGAAAAAAGAACCAUCCGGGGAUCGAGAAGGAAAUCUGGGUUUUCAGAGUUUCGCCUCGCGAGGUGCGCUCACGUGGCACGUGCUGAACCGUCACCAGGAGGACGGCGACAGUCUGAGAUGCGAACAGUGCGGCGUCUCCUUUUCCCAGGCCAACGAGGUUUAUAGUUACCCACUUUUUGGUAAACAAGGGACCAGACAAAGGUAAAUCGAUGCAAGUAGGUACCAGGUAGCGACCUACUUACUAGCUGCUUUCAUGAUACCGAAAAGCAUACACUCGUCAGAAAUCAUACACGGUAGCAUCGCGAUACCUCUCCGGUAGUAUACAGGUACCAUAGAGAUAGUACCAGGUCGCAUACAAACGACCACCGAUUAGCAUACGACGAUUGAAUUUGAAGUUGCUAUAGCCUGUAUACCUGGAUUUUAACGGAACGACAUUCCGCUGUGCCGCUCCACGCCUUUGCGAACCUUGGUCGCGCUUUUAAUUUUCUUUUUCUUUUGAAAGGCUCCCAAAGCAAUAAAAAUAAAUUGAAAUCCUGGAUUCGAAAGACGCUUCACGAACGCACGCAGCGGAACAGCGGAAUGUCGUUCCGUGAAAUUUCAAAUCGUGGCACACAGACUAUACCUGGUAUAUCUCUGUAUCGACCUCUCGAUUGACCAGUGGACUUUUCAAAAAUUUUUUUCCUUUCUAAACAAUAUCUUCAAUGAAAGUUGAUCUGAUUAUCAAGUUUUUUCUGAUUAUGACUUGGUUUUCAGUUAUUUACAGUCACUUCCUGUUCGAAUAAAAAAUUUGAAAAUUCGAGAUUCGAGACCACGCAUGCGAUGCCGGCUCGAACAGAUGCUCCUCAGCCAACGCCGCUUCAGCCUCGCUUCCCCCUCCUCACGUCUUCUGCUCGGCGUCUGCUCCGGCUUCUCCCGCUCCCGACUUUACCGUGAAGACCAGAGCAACGACGCCGGCCCAGGAUACCCAGUCCACGUCUUCUGCCGAUUUCAUGGGCGAAAUUUUGAGAAACGACGUUAAAGUAAUUUUCCCUUUCUGGAUGAAGAUCAGGUUUAACUCAGACAGAAGACGAGCAACACAUUGACGGGACACCCUCGUUCCCUUUCCCUCACAUGCCACACUUCAUGGGAGCCUCUCCUAAUAUGCCAACUUGUAAGGAACUCUCAGUUGGUCCAAAAAUCCACGCUUUGCAGUUAUGAUACGGCCGCCUUUCGACCCGAGAAUGGAGAUGUUUGCCGGCAAGCACGACCCUGAGGACGACUGGGAGGCCUUGAUGGAGAUCUCGACGAGCGAUGAAGCCGAGAAGAUCCGGGCGCUCGUCGGCGACAAGGCCUUGCCGACGACGGACCCCAACCAGUGCAUUCUGUGUCGGAGGGUGCUCUCCUGCAAGUCCGCUCUCCAGAUGCACUACCGUACCCACACCGGCGAACGGCCUUUUAAGUGCAAAAUCUGCCAGCGCGCGUUCACCACCAAGGGAAAUCUAAAGACGCACAUGGGCGUCCACAGGGCCAAACAUUCUUUUCGAGGUCAGAAAUUAACCAAAACUCACAAUUCUGCAAGCUUUUCUGAAAGUAAAGUUAAAAAAGUUAACCCCUGAAGUCAAGAGAAUCGUUAAAAAUUCACUUUUUCAAAUGUGCGAUUUCCGUUUUACAUAUUUUAUAUCCGAAUGCUUCCAGUUCUCGAAAUAAUUUCACUAAUUAAAAAAAAAGAUUUCAAUCUGAUUAUCAACAAGAUUGAAAUAACCAUUUUCUUCUUCUAAAAAUAUAAAAAUAGUGAUGAGAUAUAAUGAAGAAAUGCUACGUUCUUAUAAUACUCGAUUCAUACCAAAACACUUCCGAAGACUCAAAAUUAUGGGCGGUUGCAAUCAGAAUUGAAAAGACUCUUUGUAGGGUUGCCAAUGGGUUUGCCGCCUCCGAUGACGGCUAUAAAUCGCGUUCCUCCGCACGUUCAGCCACCGAUCCAGGCGUCGCAGCAAUGUCCGAUUUGUCAAAAACGGUAAACGACGUCCUGAAAACAUUAGAAGCCAGGAGUUUUGCAGAGUGGCAAACGCGAUGGAGAUGCAAGCACACAUCGGAGAACACAGGAACGCCCUCACCCAGCGAAUGGCUCCUCCGACACCUGAAGUUCCCGUCGUCGGGUUCGUCGACGACAUCUCAAGCUCCCUAGAUCAAAAAAUGUUCCAGAAGUUCUUUUUCCGGCGGAUUUCCCUUCGUCCCCUUCUUUCCUUCACCCAUCGCCUCUCUGCCAACAACGCCCACGAUGAAUCCCUCGCCCUUCAACCUAGCUCACAUUUUGGCAAAACAGAUCGAGUCGAACCGAAAAAGCGAGCCUGUGGAUUCAUUACAACCUGAGACGACGUACGUUCAAUUCUAAUGAAUGCAAAAAAGAAUUAAUUUUAGGUAUAUCAACGACCAUCCUGAACCUUCGAAGGCAACUGAAACCUCGACAGAACCCGACCAGGUACCAAACACCUCUGCCGCGUCGCUGUCGCCACCAUCCGAAAGUAGCGACUCCUCAUUCCGACAUGAACAGUAAUUAUAACGUCGAAUUCGGAAAAUUGAAUUUCUUUUGAAGAUCCCACGAUGGUUUUCCAAAAGUGAAAGAGGAGGUAGAAUCGGAAGAAAUGCGAUCACCCAAUGAAAGCGUCGACGAGACUUCUGAGGCGACUAAAGCUCCUGCUGCGACGGCCACCGUGACGAUCUUAGAAGCAGAGAAGCAGUCUGAAAAUCCUCUGCUAGCGAUGCAGAAGAUGUGGGCCGAAACCGAGCCUCCGCCACCACGGCAGGUUCGUUUUGUUGCGAGAAGACAUGAAAUAAGGGUUUGAGAUCAGAACUUUUUCCCUUUAUUCAGAACAUGAGAAACUCAGUUCAGCCGUAUUCUAGAGGACCAGCCAUUUGAUUUUUAAUAGGGUUAUGACGCCUAAUCUUGUUUUAUUCGGUUGUGGUGGAAAAUGGGAGAGGCAGCAAAAAUGGUGCAUAAGAGGUGAUGAAAUGGCGCAAAAAGGCAGCAAAAAAGGAGUUUUUGCCACCCUAAAAGGAAAAUUUCUAUGGACCCUUUUUCCACCCUUUCCGACUUUGCCUAUGGUUGAAAAGAGCAAAAUAAAAUUUGAUAGUUUGGGUCCAGUUUUAGUUAUAGUUCAGUUUCAGUUGUGUACACAAUUAUUGGUGAGAAACUUGGAUUAAAAAUUACCAAUUGGGUCUCGAAUCAUUUAAUAAUAAACUGAAAGGCGACGUUGCAGAUGCCAGUUCUUUCAAAACACCAAUGCGCGGUCUGCUUCAAGCACUUCAGUUCGAGCUCAGCCCUGCAGAUCCACAUGCGGACGCACACUGGUAAGCUAUCAUAAGAUUCUCGAAUACCUAGCCCUUGCAGGAGACAAGCCCUUCAAGUGCGAAAUGUGCGGGAGAGCGUUCACGACGCGCGGCAACCUCAAAGUCCACAUGGGAACACAUGUCUGGCAGCAAAGUCCCAGUCGUCGAGGUUUCUUUUUUGGCGAAGGCCCCAUUUUUCUGUCCUUUCCGAUCAAAAAAAGGAAAGUUGCGUUUCAGGUAGACGGAUAUUCGAGAUAGGAAGCUCAGGUGAAGGCAUGAAGCCGGCGCCGCCACUGGGUCUCGCAUCUCUGCCGCUUUUCCCGCCCACAUCACUUCCUAACAUGGAGAUGAUGAUGAUGUUGUGGCGAACGGUUUGCUCCGUUUGUCAGAAGGUCAGUGAGCCUCUCCAACUUCACGUGUCUCACCUGACGCUUUCAGGUCUGUUCAUCGCCCUCAGAGCUCGAGCAACACCUCAAGGAGCACCUGAGCGCUUCGAUUCCCCUCCAGUCGACGUCGCCCUCUUCUCAGUCAUGA